Molecule: messenger RNA, 624 nt
Organism: Cladophialophora yegresii CBS 114405
Lineage: Eukaryota; Fungi; Ascomycota; Eurotiomycetes; Chaetothyriales; Herpotrichiellaceae
Exons: 2
Coding region: 1-624 (207 amino acids)
Biological process (GO): cellular response to oxidative stress
Source: RefSeq, a predicted model, not a curated record
AUGGGCUCGCUCAGCAAAACAGAUAGCUUCCUCGAGGCCGUCAAGGACCGGCGCUCCCUGUAUGCCCUCGCGGCUGAAUCACCGGUCCCGGACUCCAGGAUCGAAGAGAUCGUCAAGCACGCCGUCACGUGGGCCCCCUCCACGUACAAUGUCCAGUCGGCUCGCGCGGUCGUCGUGUUCAAGGAGAACCACCACAAGCUCUGGGAUAUCGUGAAGAAGCACAUGGCCGAUGUGCCGCUUGAGGGCGGCAUGCGUGGGUACAUGGACGGCCGCAUCGCCGCGUGGAGAUCGAGCUAUGGAACCGUGUUGUGGUUCGAAGAUCAGACGGCUUUGGAUGGAUUGGCCGAGAAGAACCCCAUGAUCGGUGGCAUGUUGACGGAGUGGUCGGACCAUUCAAGCGGCAUGCAUCAAUUCAUUGUCUGGACGGCCCUGGAAUCCGAAGGACUGGGCGCCAAUCUUCAACAUAUGAAUUUCCACCCCGGGAUCACCGCUGAGAUCAAGUCGACGUGGGAUCUUCCUGAGGCGUGGAAGCUCAAGGCCCAGCUCGUGUUUGGAAAGCCCCAGGAGGAGGCCAAGGAGAAGACUUUCGAGCCCAUUGAAAAGAGGGUGCUUGUGAAAGCAUGA